Molecule: messenger RNA, 3389 nt
Organism: Astyanax mexicanus (Mexican tetra)
Lineage: Eukaryota; Metazoa; Chordata; Actinopteri; Characiformes; Acestrorhamphidae
Gene: carf
Product: calcium responsive transcription factor
Exons: 14
Coding region: 1109-3169 (686 amino acids)
Biological process (GO): regulation of transcription by RNA polymerase II
Cellular component (GO): nucleus
Molecular function (GO): DNA-binding transcription factor activity, RNA polymerase II-specific; RNA polymerase II cis-regulatory region sequence-specific DNA binding
Source: RefSeq, a predicted model, not a curated record
AAAGCCCGGUUUAGAGGCGUGCGUGCUAGCGGUUAGCCCUCUCUGCAGAGGCAGCGCAGCGCUGAGGCAGAGAACAGCGUAAUCUCUCCUUUAAUAACUGCAGUCUUUCAUUUAACCUUAUUUUACAGCGUUUAUCUGCUGCUGACUGACUUUACUAAUGUAGCGCAUUCAGCCGAACACCCCCGUCCACUAACAUUAACACUGAGAUCACUGUGAUUCUAGCUGAGAGACUACUGAACACAGCCUGUUUACCACAUUGUUCAUUAUGGGUAAUUAACUGCAGGCUGGAUUAUCAAAUACAACCCAUAUUUAUUUCAGUAUAUUUAUUAUCAGCUUUUCUUUACACAACAACGUUAAAUUUAUUUAGCUCUGUGAAUUCACCGAUAUGCACCAUGAAUAACACUAUAAACACUGGAUUUGAAUUAAAAACGUGUAAAAACAAACAUUAUCAUUAAAAUAUUUUUUAUUCUGAACAGUCUAAUAUGAUUUUAUUAGUUAUACACCAUUUCUCCCAAAUUCCAAACAAAGUUAUUGUCAUAUAGAGUACGUAUUUGCAGAAAAUGAGAAAUGCUCAAAUUAACAAACAAAAAAAAGAUGCAGAGCUUUCAAACCUUAAAUAAUGCAAAAUAAAUGUUCAUAUUUAUAAAGUUUUAGGAGUUCAGAGAUCAAUAUUUGGUGGAAUAACCCUGUUUUUUAAUCACAGUUGGCAUGUUCUCCUCCACCCGUCUUACACACUGCUUUUGGAUAACUUUACGCCACUCCUGGUGCAAAAAUUAAAAGUUCAGCUUGGUAUGAUGGCUUGUGAACAUCUUCCUCUUGAUUAUAUUCUAGAUGUUUCAAUAUAUAUACACACACACACACACACACACACCAUACCAUAUUGUUAGUUUCUUGUCAUUUUAACAGCUAUAGCUUGGCUGUUUAUUAGCGAGCUAACUCCCUUAUCCUUUAAUGUAGCUUUUUCAUUAAAUACCUUUAUUCUUAAAAACCUAAGAAUGAAUAUGGUCUUGUCUGAACAUCCUGUCAAUGUAUCUUUAGUUCUGUAAUCCUAAUCCACAAAAUCCUCUUUGUUUUAGACUGGAGUUCAUGUCUGCUAUAGCUACACAACAUGAAAGAGAAGGAGAGGAGGAAUGUGGGACAUGCCUGUGAAUUUCUACAAGCUGGCUUCUGUGCAGCAGAGAACAGCAGUGUGAACAAAAGCAUGAAACCCUCGGCGAAUGGAUCAGAAUCGAAACUGGGUAUAAACACAGAUAUGCACCUUAAAGAGGAUUCAUUUACAACCACAGUCUCUGAGAACUCUACAUCCUAUCAGAAUUUAUCCACACUGCAGACAGGCAGUGUUGUCAUUUUUGAUCCAGAUGGGCGACCACUUCAGUGUGAGUGCAUGGUGAUUGGCCAGUCAGAAAAUGGACAGUUAUAUGUUAUCCCAUCCAAUCAACUUGGAGGAACACGAGUGUUGCUGCCUAAUGGACAAAUGCUGAAUGCAGCAGUUUCAGCAGGUUCCAAUCAAGAAAAUAAGCCCACCCUCAGUGCAGCUACCAGUGACUGCAGUGCCAACACUUCAACCACUGUAACUUCCUCAAAUGCCACAUCUGUCAAGGCUGAGACAGAAAUUUCUCUAGAUGAGUAUGUGCCUUCACCAAAGUGUCUGCCUACAAGUGCUCCAAAUUGGGCGAAGAGGCUUCGUAGCUGUGAGAAAAUUGGGGACUCGUACCGUGGUUACUGUAACACAGAAGCUGAGCUGGAGGCUGUGUUGCUUCUGCAUAAGCAGCAGACUCACUCUGUGUUUGGCACCCGCCAGUCUCCCUCACCAGCCAAGCCUGCCAGCCGCCUUAUGUGGAAGUCUCAGUACGUGCCAUAUGAUGGCAUACCAUUUGUAAAUGCUGGAAGUAGGGCUAUUGUGAUGGAGUGUCAGUUUGGACCACGGAGGAAAGGUGUCCAGCUCAAAAAAGGAACUGGACAAGAAACCAGCCAAAACCCCAGUUAUAAAGCUACCUGUCCUGCAAGAAUAUAUAUCAAGAAAGUACGAAAAUUUCCUGACUAUAAGGUUCCUGUAGACCCAAAGGUAGACAAGAAGUUAGUACGGCAGGAGCAGGAGAAAGCCUUCUGCAACCUAAAGAAGAAACUGUGGGACACUGGGGGUGUCAUCAGGUAUUAUAUUCAGCUUCCCACCCAGAAGGCCCACCUUUAUCAUGAUAUAGACAUAGCACUUCUCCCCCCACCCCCUGAGCAGCCUGGCUUUCCAAAGGAGGAGAAUGAAGAGGAGAAUGAUGAAGAUGAGGAAGUUCAGAAAGAUGGAGAGGAAGUUGUAGAGGAGGAAGAUGUCAGUUUGGUUCCAUCACGACUGCACCCUCUAGUGGCAGAGAAGAUUAAUGAGCUGGUGGCACGAGGAUGUAACCAAGUCUACUCUAUUCGCAAGCAGCUCAGGAAGUUUGUAGAACGUGAGAUGUUUAAGGCAGACAGUGUGCCAGAGAGACACAAUCUGUGCUACUUCCCCACUGUCAAUGACAUCAAGAACCACAUGCAUGAAGCUCAGAAAUACCUGCAUCUGACAGAUGUAGUACUGGUCUCUCCAGGAUCUGAGUGGAAGCCAGAGGGUGAGAACCUCCUUACAGAGACUGUGACCUUGACACUGACCCCUGCCUCUAUUGAUGAAGACUCUAAGAAAGAAGAUCUUUUAGAAGAGAGUGAUACUCUUUGUUCUGAGGCCGUUCACUUCUUCAGCUCUCUGACCUCACUUCAGCCAAAGAUCUUUGCACAACUGCAGUGUGUGCAGUUGCAGUCAGCCACGUGUCCAGCAGAGGGCUCUCCUGCACAGCAGUCUGUUUCAGCAGUAGAGCCCGCUGACCCCUCCAACCCUCUGAACCCACAGACUCUGUUCCUGAACCCGUCUUCCUUCCUGCAGUCUAGCUCUGCAGCUGGAGAGGUUGCAGCUGUGCCUGGGCCUCCGGGCUUGCUGGGUAUGGGUCAGCUGGUUAACAUCUCCACCAUGGAUGCCGGGGGGACUGAGGAAGGGGUCACGCAAAUCCUACUAGAAGACGGCCAGACCAUUCCAGUGCACAUUGUGGAUCCAUUCAGCAUAGCUCAUCCUGCUUCAGUGGAGGUUGAGGAUGGCAUUGAAGUGAAAUCGACAGACAUUUCAACAGAGCAAUCCAGAGACCAAGGCUAGAACCACUAUUUAACCAAUGAAGUCUUGUAUCCUGAUAUUUUCACAGUGAAACUGAUCAAUGUGGACUGAUUUACUGUGAACUGUGUUACUGACUGAACAUGGCAACCUAUGCAACCCAUGUUUCCAUGUUUGUUUUUUUGUUAUAAAUAAAUUAUGUAUUAAUUUAUUGAGAGUGCAGAUGUGCAAUAAAUGCAGAGAAGGAUGAAUGAGAUGAAAGUCA